AUGAGAGCCUAUAAGUUAUUCACAUAUUUAUUUGUGUUGCUAUCAACACGAAUACUCUUUGUUCAAGCUGCCGAUGAAUCGAGCAGUGCAGCUCCUCCGACAAGUUUGUCUAUACAGACAGUUACCACCGAUCUGGCUGUAGAGACAUCUGUAUCCAGUGUGUGUGGGUAUGAGUCAAGUGUCGGCACUUUGAAUGGUCACGUCUAUGCUUACAGAUACGUAAUUGAAGCGGAAAAUUAUCAAUCGUUCUUGGUCACAUACAGACAGUAUACCAUCACUUGGUUUUUCACGUUUGCUGAAGAUAUCGACGCUACUAGUUUCAGUGCUUAUUACAGUGGUAUACAUCUUGACGAUUUGAGUGGUGUUGUUAACAUCGAAAAGGGCCAAUUGAUGUUGACUUAUACCGCCACAUUCCCAUACCUCACACUUUGGCUUUCUGUGACCAACUACUGUAUCUUUGAGUAUGUGUCUUGGGCCUGGACCUUAUCCGAUGAGGAGAUUCUCAACUUCUACAGUGGUGAUUUGGGAUCCGGUAUUGUAAACAUUCUUGACCAACUGGCCUGUGGAGUUGUGACUUUGGCUGACUGUCCCAUUUACUCAACAUCUAUGGAUUACAAUUGUGUAGAUCUCGCAACAGUUCAGACGUGCAAUUCUGAAUACAAUCUUGACGAUGAGUUUUCUUAUGCAGAAUUCGACUUGUUGUCCAGUGCUGCGGAUAGCGAAUCAUCAUCCGCCUCGGCGGACAGUUCUAGCGACCGCGAAUCGUCUAGUGUUGAAGACUCAGCAGCCGCCAGCUCAUUUGACGAUGGUGUUUACACCACCACUUACACAGAUGA
Messenger RNA from Williopsis jadinii, 836 nucleotides. RefSeq lists its product as uncharacterized. The record is from RefSeq and is a predicted model, not a curated record. The annotation marks the transcript as partial. NCBI's taxonomy places the organism in Eukaryota, Fungi, Ascomycota, Saccharomycetes, Phaffomycetales, Wickerhamomycetaceae. The transcript has a single exon.